Molecule: messenger RNA, 2026 nt
Organism: Colius striatus (speckled mousebird)
Lineage: Eukaryota; Metazoa; Chordata; Aves; Coliiformes; Coliidae
Gene: JAML
Product: junction adhesion molecule like
Exons: 8
Coding region: 844-1713 (289 amino acids)
Cellular component (GO): membrane
Source: RefSeq, a predicted model, not a curated record
AGCGUGAGACAAGUUCCUCUUUCUCUGCUGGCUGCGUGGAAGUGGCUCUGUGCCGUAGGGAACAGUGGUUGCUGUGGUGCCCUGCAGGAAGGGGAAGGAUGAGAACAGGCUUUCCAAGUGACUGAGGGGGGCUGCCAGCUGCAGGGCACAGCAGAGCUACUCGUGUGGCUGCUGACACCUCAUCAGAACAAGACCCAGUCCGUGGCAGUGGUGGUUCUUUAACCCCAAAAGCCAACUAGGAGGGCACACGGGCUGCCAAGGGUUGCUUGCCAAGAGCAUCUCCGUUCUGGACCUGUUACAUCAUGACUGAUGGGAUCAGUUGGUCACCACAGGAGGACUGGGACUGAGCCACAUCUCCGACCUGUGGAGAGUCCCCUUCUGAAACUGCGUCGACACCGUCUGCCCGCAGGCCUGCGCAUCUCUGCUGCUUCUCACCUCUCUGCAGCAGUCCCCUCGGCGUUCUGAGUUAUCAGUCCCUCACUCAAGCUCUGAACUUCACAACUCUGGCUUUCAGCCUGCCAAGGUGAAAGUGACCACCAAACUCCAGACCAGAUAUUGGCGACAGAUACAUCUGGCACGUGCAACUUCAGGACAAUUUAACAACGGACUCCUUCAGAUACUCCCAGUUAGUCACUGGAGGACCCUUCGUGCACGAGACAAGCUGACUGUCCCAGGCCACACCAGGUUCUCAGCUGGAACAGUGGCUGACCUGAGAGGCUGAGUGUCCAGGCAGCAGAGAUCCCCACCCUCUGAAGAGCUUGAGGAAGCCUGUGUCGCUGGCAGGUGGUUGGUGUCCGGCCCCAGGGAAACUGAUCCAUGCAGCGCCUCUGUUCUUAGAAUAAGAUGAAGGUGUUGCUGAGCCUGACUCUGGUGCUGACAUGGCUGGAGCGAUGCAGCGGGUUGGAUGGCUGGGUGCUGAUGGAGCCUCAGCUUCAAGCCAGCGCUGGGGACUCUGUACUGCUGCAGUGCCUGUUCCAAGACCCAACGACCAAGGGCUGGACGAUGGCCAAAGUGGACUGGCUACGCGUGGCAGGAGCCGGCACGCAGGAGGAGGAGAUGGUGCUGUAUUACUACAGCAACCAUAGCAUCCCCGUGGGCCGCUUCCAGGAGCGGGCGCAGUGGCGAGGGGACACGUCCCGCGGCGACGGCUCCAUCCGGCUGCGGGACCUGCGGGUGAACGACAGCGGCACCUACGUGUGCGAGAUCCGCCUGCUGCAGCGCAGCAGCAUCUUCAAGAACCGCACGGUGCUGCACGUCAGCCCCGCGGCGCAGCGAGCUGGACGAGGGGCGGUGGGCGCCCAGGACACCGCGGCCCUGGGAGGUGCCGUGUUCUGGCCCGUGGCCGUGGGCUGUGGCUGUGUGGCUGUGGUGUUGGCGUUCCUGGCCGGACUCAGCCUGCGGAAGAGGUCUUCGGAUAAUGCGGCCCUGGAGAGGGCUGGAAGUGGACGCAGCAAGAGCAAAGCAGAGGAAGCACUUUACUCCUCCAUACCUGUAGCUGAGGUGCCCAAGGCUGAACAGGAUGCAGGGAAGAAGAGGAGAGCCGAGGAGACCUACAUAACCAUGCACCCCUCACCCUUCCGGGAGAACGGACAGUACGUGGAGCUCUCCAGGAGGGUGAUCCCAGCCGAGUGGAGGGCAGAGGGCAGCCAAAGCCAGGAGCCCUGCAGCAGAGCAGAGGCAACACGCCCCUGGGCUCCCGAGGGGCAGAACUAGCCGUGCUGGGAGCCCCUUGCCAGCAGAUGUGUGCGAGAUGUGUUUGUUUCUUGGGGCAGGCCCGUUGUGCUGUCAGCCCCCUGCCAGGCAGUGCUGCCGCUUCACUGGCCGCUCCAUGCCAGAGCCGCUGCUGCGGCACCACCCACCCCGGCUGGCACUUCUCUGCAGGACUCUGGAGGGGAGCACAGGGCACAGCCCCCACGGUCUGGCUUUGACCCUGCUCCCAGGGUCUCCAGGUCCCAAGAUAACAAUCUUCGAGGAGAGCCUGGCUGGGGGAGGAAGGGGGAGAUGCAGUGGGAGCUAUGCAGGCACG